GGCCGGAGGCUUGAAUGAAGCCUGUAGCGUAGUUGUAGGGAGUGAGUGAGUGAAUAUCACAGAGGGCGGCUGGUUGGCGGUGAUUUUGUGACAUAUGUUCAGUAACAAUCAGUUUCACACGUACACUACCGGAAUCCAGUCAACAUGUCGCGAUUUUUCACGUAUAUCGCGACCGCGGUGCUUUGUUUUAGCCUAGUUAAUACUAAUAAUGCUCUUAAAUUUUAUCAGGAAAAGAACUAUCAUGAAGCCCAAGAAUUGACAGACCAGGACAUUAAAAACAUAGCCGCCAUGUCUGACAUGACACAUUUUAGAACAGUCCUUGACCAAAUCAUGAUCCCUAGAGUGGUUGCAACCCCCAACCAUGGCAAAGUUAACAAGCUCAUCAAGAAAGAGAUGACUGCUCUAGGUUGGAAUGUGACAGAAGAUGCAUUUGAUGAUCAUACGCCAGUUUUCGGCACAUUGCGGUUUAAGAACAUAAUUGCCACAUUGAAUCCAAAUGCGGACAGAUAUUUGGUGCUGGCAUGUCAUUAUGACAGUAAAUAUACUAGAGAACAUGUGUUUAUUGGUGCCACAGAUUCCGCAGUACCAUGUGCCAUGAUGAUAAACUUAGCCAAAGUGAUGGGCCCGAAGCUAGAGAAGCUAAAGCGGGCCAACCUGAGCCUCAUGUUCAUAUUCUUUGACGGAGAGGAGGCCUUCCGGCAGUGGGGACCCACAGACUCCAUCUAUGGCGCUCGGCAUUUGGCCAAGCUGUGGCACGGAAUGUCCUAUAAGGAUGGUGCUAAUCAUUUGCAGAGGAUGGACGUCCUAGUGCUCCUAGACCUCCUAGGCGCCCCAGACCCAGUGUUCUACAGCUACUUCCAGUCUACAGAGAAGUGGUACGUGAGGCUGGCGAGCGCAGAACAGCGGCUGGCUGAGCUGGACCAGCUCGGAGGCUACACUAAGGGCAGGGCGGAGCAGACGUACUUCAGGCUGUCGAGCUCGAGGUCUUUUGUGGAAGAUGAUCAUAUCCCGUUCUUGAGGAGAAACGUGGACUGUCUCCACAUAAUCCCGUCGCCGUUCCCGGACGUGUGGCACACGGCCGGCGAUGACGCGACCGCGCUGGAUUACAACACCAUCGAGAACCUCAACAAGAUCAUGCGAGUGUUUGUGGCAGAGUACCUUCACACGCAGGCCUAGCGGCACAACCGAUGGCGGCUUUGGAGGGCUGUAGUUAAUUAACCUUUUCGACGCUGAGUCAAACACAAAAACUGCCACUCAGACGCCACGCCACCGAAGUGUCAAAACUGAAAUUGAGCUUUAUGCAUAUGCACGUAGGUCUAUGUUGCUCUGUGGUAUGUGAUCGAUUAAUCAGUCUUUGGCGUUAGACCUGCGGCGCGGAUAUAUCGGUCAUUGGCGUCCAAAAGGUUAAUCCUUUAUGAUAUUUAUGAUGCUUCCUUUGACGGUGUUCGAUGGAAUUGUACUUUAAAAAGAACAUUAUAUUUGAACCAGGCAAAAAUAUUUCAAAAAGAAAAGAAACCCUUACAUGUACCAGUUUCCGAAAUUAGACAUACAAAUCUCAAAGUAUCGUGACGGACUGUCUCCACAUAAUCCCGUCGCCGUUCCCCGACGUGUGGCACACGGCCGGCGACGACGCGACCGCGCUGGAUUACAACACCAUCGAGAACCUCAACAAGAUCAUGCGAGUGUUUGUGGCCGAGUACCUUCACACGCAGGCCUAGCGGCACAACCGAUGGUGGCUUUGGAGGGCUGUAGUCACUUAACCUUUUCGACGCUGAGUCAAACACAAAAACUGUCACUCAGACGCCACGCCACCGAAGUGUCAAAACUGAAAUAGAGCUUUAUGCAUAUGCACGUAGGUCUAUGUUGCUCUGUGGUAUGUGACCGAUUAAUCAGUCUUUGGCGUUAGACCUGCGGCGCGGAUAUAUCGGUCAUUGGCGUCCAAAAGGUUAAUUCUUUAUGAUAUUUAUGAUGCUUCCUUUGACGGUGUUCGAUGGAAUUGUACUUUAAAAAGAACAUUAUUUUUGAACCAGGCAAAAAUAUUUCAAAAAGAAAAGAAGCCCUUACAUGUACCAGUUUCCGAAAUUAGACAUACAAAUCUCAAAUAUCGUGACAGACAGGUGACAACCAAAACUCACUAGUUGCAAAUAAAAAAUAAGCUAAAA
Molecule: messenger RNA, 2162 nt
Organism: Cydia fagiglandana
Lineage: Eukaryota; Metazoa; Arthropoda; Insecta; Lepidoptera; Tortricidae
Gene: isoQC
Product: glutaminyl-peptide cyclotransferase
Exons: 6
Coding region: 145-1176 (343 amino acids)
Molecular function (GO): glutaminyl-peptide cyclotransferase activity; zinc ion binding
Source: RefSeq, a predicted model, not a curated record